GAGCUAAGCGAAGCUUUCUUCUCCGACGAGCCGACGGCUUCUCGCACCAACUCGAUCAACACCAGUACACCACCGUAUCUCCAGCUCGGUGCACGGCCAUGCUGACCUCGCUGAGGUACCUGACCGGCACGGCGGGGCCGAGCGGCUUCGGCUCCCGCGCCACCGCCGAGGACGCCACCGCCGCCUGCGCCGACCUCCGCCACAUCACCGCCAUCAUCACCGGCGCGACGUCGGGGAUCGGGGCGGAGACGGCGCGCGUGCUGGCGAAGCGCGGCGCGAGGCUGGUGCUGCCGGCGAGGCGCCUGAAGGCGGCGGAGGAGGCGCGGGCGCGGCUCCUCGCGGAGUGCCCCGCCGCCGGCGACGUCGUGGUGCUGCCGCUCGACCUCAGCUCGCUCGCCUCCGUCCGCCGCUUCGCCGCCCGCUUCCUCGCCCUCGGCCUCCCCCUCAACCUCCUCAUUGGAUUAUAUAAAAUGUCACGCAGCAACAACGCCGGCAAGUUCGCCGACCGCUUCGCCUUGUCCGACGACGGCGUCGAGAUGACCUUCGCCACCAACUACCUGGGGCACUUCCUGCUGACGAAGCUGCUGCUGGAGAAGAUGGCGGAGACGGCGAGGGCGACCGGCGUCGAGGGCCGCGUCGUGAACGUCUCCUCCACCAUCCACAGCUGGUUCGCCGGCGGCGACGCCGCCGGCUACAUCGACGGCGUCGCGCGCAAGAAGAUACCGUACGAUCCGACGAGAGCGUACGCGCUCUCCAAGCUGGCCAACGUACUCCACACGAGGGCACUCGCUGAUCGGCUCAAGGAGAUGAAAGCCAAUGUGACGGCGAACUGCGUCCAUCCUGGGAUCGUCAGGACCCGGCUCAUCCGAGAACGCGACGGCCUUGUCACCAAUACCGUCUUCUUCCUGGCGUCCAAGCUGCUCAAGACAAUCCCUCAGGCGGCGGCGACGACGUGCUACGUGGCGGUGCACCCGGCGGUGGCCGGAGUGUCCGGGAAGUACUUCGCCGACUGCAACGAGGCGUCGCCGUCGAGGCUGGGGUCCAGCGGCGAGGAGGCCGCCAAGCUGUGGAGAUUCUCUGAAGAGAUAGCCGCGGAGGAGAAGGAGGAGAGCGUCCAUGUCGGCAGCUUCAGGCUCCAGGUCCAGAGUUCUAAUGCUGACCGUGGCUUGGCUUUCGCCUAGCUAGGAUCAUCACUUCAGCUUCAGUUCAUCACCACCGGAAAAAAGAUUCAAUUUUGAUAGACCACAAUGACACACUUCAAGAGAUUAUUAAGCCUGUCAAGAGAGAGAGAGGAAAUUAGAAGGUUGUUCCAGAAACCAGAGGAGAAAUUACAGAAAAGCAGUAGUAGUAUAUGUAUUUAUACCGUAUGAGUUUACAUUAGAUGUAAAAAAUAUGUUAGUAUGUCAAGAUAUGCUAGAUGUAAAUACAUACAUACAGUUACACCAUGUGUAUAAUAUCAGAAUAUAUGGUAGUGCCUUCUCAAAAAGAGAAAAAAAAAGGGAAAGAAUAUAGUAUGUUAGUGUGUUUUGAGCUUCCCUGCAAACUAAAGAUCAGUAUGCCA
This is a messenger RNA of Oryza brachyantha (malo sina), 1561 nucleotides long. RefSeq names its product short-chain dehydrogenase TIC 32 B, chloroplastic-like. NCBI's taxonomy places the organism in Eukaryota, Viridiplantae, Streptophyta, Magnoliopsida, Poales, Poaceae. The record is from RefSeq and is a predicted model, not a curated record. The coding region runs from base 99 to 1181 and encodes 360 amino acids. The transcript has 8 exons.